Arachis stenosperma is the source of this 4550-nucleotide messenger RNA. RefSeq names its product mediator of RNA polymerase II transcription subunit 15a. The record is from RefSeq and is a predicted model, not a curated record. Gene Ontology annotation, molecular function: transcription coactivator activity; chromatin DNA binding. Lineage: Eukaryota; Viridiplantae; Streptophyta; Magnoliopsida; Fabales; Fabaceae. Bases 190 to 4119 code for a protein of 1309 amino acids. Gene Ontology annotation, biological process: regulation of DNA-templated transcription. The transcript has 12 exons.
AAGAGUUUGACAAAAGCAGCUAAAUUUAAAGUCGGCGAUGUAAUGAGUGGGUGAAGAAGGAACAACCCCAAAGUUUAGCUGACAAUUUCUUCAUUUCCCUCAAUUCUCCGAUUCCCUCACACUCCACACGCCACCGUUCCGAAUCUCUAUUUAACAACCGCCGCAGCUCCUCCAGUUAAUGUCGAUUUGAUGGAUACCAAUAAUUGGAGACCUAAUCAAGGCGCUGAACCUAUUAUGGAUAAUAAUGAUUGGAGAAGUCAACUGCAGCCUGAGUCCCGCCAAAGAAUUGUUAAUAAAAUAAUGGACACAUUAAAAAGGCACCUUCCUGUUUCUGGUCAAGAGGGCUUGCAUGAACUUCGGAAGAUUGCUCAAAGAUUUGAGGAGAAGAUUUUUACUGCUGCAACAAGCCAGCCUGACUAUCUGAGGAAGAUCUCUUUGAAGAUGCUUACUAUGGAGACUAAAAACCCAGGCAAUAUGGCUGGUAAUUUACCAUCAAAUCAAGGUGGGACUAGCAACAAACCUCCUGAUCCAGGACUCGUUAUGCAGCCUCAAGUUCACAAUGCAGGGCAGCAACAUCCUAUGCCAUUGCCUAACCAACCCCAGCCACGCCAGCAGCUUCUAUCUCAGAACAUUCAAAAUACCAUUGCAUCACAACCAAACUUGCCACCAGUUUCUAGUCUAGCACCGACUCCCAUCCAAAAUGUUGGCCAGAAUUCCAGCGUGCAGACUAUACCUGGACAAAAUUCAGUCGGGAGCACUCUUGGGCAGAACUCCAAUAUGCAAAAUGUAUUUCCUGGUUCCCAGAGACAAAUACCUGGAAGGCAGCAGGUUGUUCCCCAGCAACAGCAGCAGUCACAGAAUUCACAGCAAUAUAUGUAUCAACAGCAACAGCAACAGCUUCAGCAGCAAAUUAUGAAGCAUAAGAUCCAAAUGCAGCAGCAACAACAGCAGCAGCAGCAGCAACAGCAGAACCUUAUACAACCAAAUCAGUUGCAAUCCUCUCAGCAGUCCAUGAUGCAAACAAUGCAGACAUCCUCUAUACCUAGCAUGCAACACAAUCAACAAUCUAAUAAUGUCCAACAGUCAACACAGUCCAUGCUUCAACAACACCCCCAAGUUAUGAGGCAGCAACAACAGGCAUCUAUUAUUCAUCCGCAGCAGACACAAAUGUCUCAACAGUCAAUAUUGGCUCCACAACAACAGCAGCAGCAGCAGCAGCAGCAGCAACAACAGCAGCUUUUGGGAUCUCAGGCAAAUACAACAAACAUGCAACAUGCAUCAAUGCUUGGACAACAAAAUAAUGUUGGUGAUAUGCAACAACCACAGCGGUUGGUUCCUCAGCAGAAUAAUCUCUCGAACCUGCAACAACAACAAUUAUUAAAUCAACAAAAUAACUUAUCAAAUAUGCAACAACAGUUGGCAAAUAAUGUCAACUCAGGCAUGCAAACAAGCCAGCACUCUGCACACAUGCUACAACAAUCGAAGGUUCCAUUGCAACAACAGUCACAACAAAAUGCAUCAAAUUUGUUAUCAUCCCAAACACAGCAGCCACAACCACAGGCUCCACAGCAGCAAAUGAUGGCUCAGGUUCAAUCUCAGCCUGCACAGUUGCAACAGCAAUUGGGCUUGCAGCAGCAGACAAAUCCGUUGCAACGAGAUAUGCAAAGACUUCAGGCAUCAAGCUCCUUACUUCAACAGCAAAGUGUUCUUGAUCAACAAAAGCAAUUAUAUCAAUCGCAGAGACCCAUUCCAGAGACUUCAUCGACUUCUGUUGAUUCAACUGCACAAACUGGACAGCCAAGUGCUGGUGAUUGGCAAGAAGAAGUGUAUCAGAAGAUCAAAAUCAUGAAAGAAAAUUACUUGCCAGAGUUGACUGAAAUGUACCAGAAAAUUGCCUCUAAACUUCAGCAGCAUGAUUUACCCAACCAACCAAAGUCAGAUCAACUUGAAAAGCUGAAGGUAUUUAAAUUGAUGUUGGAGCGUAUUAUAGCAUUCCUCCAGGUGUCCAAGGGAAGCAUUUUACCUAAUUACAAGGAUAAAAUGAGUUCAUAUGAGAAGCAGAUUAUAAACUUCAUAAAUACAAAUAGACCUAGGAAAGCCCCAGGACAACUUCCCCCAACUCAUAUACACUCAAUGUCACAGUCACAAUCCCAAGUCACUCAGGUCCAGUCUCAUGAAAAUCAAAUGAACUCUCAGUUGCAAACAACAAAUAUACAAGGUUCUGUACCGAUGACACAGCAGAAUAGUAUGACAAGUAUGCAGAUGUCUGGUGUAUCACCAGCACAACAAAAUAUGAUCAAUUCAAUGCAAUCCGGUACCAAUUUAGAUUCAGGACAAGGCAAUGCUAUUAACUCUCUGCAGCAGGUUCCAGUGAGUUCCCUUCAACAGAACCCUGUUAGUGCUCCUCAGCAAAGUAACGUUAACUCAUUGUCUUCACAAGGUGGGGUAAAUAUCAUCCAAUCAAAUCUUAAUUCCCUCCAGCCAGGUUCAAAUAUGCUUCAACAGCAGCAACUAAAACAGCACGAACAGCAGAUAUUGCAGAGUCAACAGCUCAAACAGCAAUAUCAACAGCGGCAAUUGAUACAGAGGCAGCAGAUGCUACAACAGCAGCAGCAGCAGCAGCAACAACAGCAACAGCAACAGCAGCAGCAGCAGUUACACCAGUCAGCAAAGCAACAGUUGCCGGCACAAUUGCAGACACAUCAAAUGCAACAACUUCACCAAAUGAAUGAAGUAACCGAUAUAAAGGUGAGGCAAGCAAUUGGUGUUAAGCCGGGUGUCUUUCAGCAAAAUCUUAACUCCAACCAACGUUCAGCUUUUUCUCAUCAACAGCUGAAACAAGGGAAUUCUUUUCCAGCUUCUUCACCCCAACUCCUUCAGGCUGCGUCUCCUCAGAUUCCACAGCAUUCAUCUCCUCAGGUUGACCAACAAAAUCAUCCUCCGUCUCUCACAAAAGCUGGUACCCCUCUGCAAUCUGCCAACUCACCUUUUGUAGGCCCUACUCCUUCACCUCCUUUGGCUCCAUCUCCUAUGCCAGGAGAUUCUGAGAAGCCCAUUCCUGGGCUCUCUACAAUGUCAAACGCUGGUAAUGUUGGACACCAACAAACAAGUAGCACAGUAGCACCUGCUCAAUCCCUUGCCAUUGGAACUCCUGGGAUAUCAGCCUCCCCAUUACUAGCGGAGUUUAGUGGCCCAGAUGGUCCUCAUGGUAAUGCCUUGGCACCCACUUCUGGAAAGUCAUCUGUAACUGAUCAGCCUCUUGAGCGCCUAAUUAAAGUGAUGAAAUCCAUGUCAUCCAAAGCAUUAACUGCCGCAGUCAGUGAUAUUGGUUCAGUUGUCAGCAUGAAUGAUAGAAUAGCAGGAUCGGCUCCAGGUAAUGGAUCCAGAGCUGCUGUCGGGGAAGACUUGGUUGCCAUGACUAACUGUCGUCUUCAGGCCAGAAAUUUCAUCACCCAAGAUGGUGCCAAUGGAACCAGGAGGAUGAAGCGCUAUACUAAUGCUACCCCUUUGAAUGUUGCAUCAUCUGCUGGUAGCAUGAACGAUAGCAUUAAGCAAUUAACUUUGGAGGCAUCUGAUUUGGAGUCAACUGCAACGUCUAGCAUCAAGAAGCCAAGGAUUGAGGCUAAUCAUGCACUUUUGGAAGAAAUCAGGGAGAUUAAUCAGCGACUUAUUGACACAGUAGUAGAUAUAAGUGAAGAAGAAGUUGAUCCAACUUCAGCUGCUGCAGCUGCUGAUGGGGCAGAAGGGACCGUUGUCAAAUGUUCCUUUGUUGCUGUGGCUCUCAGUCCGAGCUUAAAAUCCCAAUAUGCUUCUGCACAGAUGUCUCCGAUUCAACCCCUGCGCUUGCUUGUUCCUACAAAUUAUCCUAAUUGUUCUCCUUUACUUCUUGACAAGUUUCCAGUUGAAUCCAGUAAGGAGAACGAAGAUCUUUCACUGAAGGCAAAGGCGAGGUUUAGCAUAUCCCUGAGAAGUUUAUCACAACCAAUGUCUCUUGGGGAGAUUGCAAGGACCUGGGAUAUCUGCGCUCGCACAGUUAUUUCUGAGCAUGCUCAACAGAGUGGUGGAGGAAGCUUCAGUUCUAAGUAUGGCACUUGGGAGGAUUGCUUGACCAGUGCAUGAUCGUGGCAUUGACACGGUACCCCUUUUAUCCCUUGUUUUGCCUUGGGCUCUGUAAUGAUUGGAACUCGUCAUUGUGUCAAAUUGUCAAUUAUACAAGACAUUUUAUACAAGACAGACGCCUAAGAUAAUGCCUGCUGUAGUAAAUAUGUGAAUUAAUCAGAUUGCCACGGUCAUGUACCCUUAAAGUUAUGAAUGUUGCUGUAAUGUAGCUGUUGGUUGUUAUUAUUAUUGACAAAGAAUAGGGCAGUUUGUGUAGUGGUGGACUUCGGAGACUAAAUAUUUGCAAAUAGGGUUUUCUCCUAUGUUUUCUUUCGAUGUCAUGUAACAUGUUUCUCCGUGCAAAUUUAUACGCUUUAUGCAGAAAUUUGUAUUAAGAGAGCUAUGGGAGAAUUACAGGGAAGUUAUAAGAAGUGGAUUGUCAAAUUAGCAUA